This is a messenger RNA of Phanerochaete carnosa HHB-10118-sp, 1032 nucleotides long. RefSeq lists its product as uncharacterized. NCBI's taxonomy places the organism in Eukaryota, Fungi, Basidiomycota, Agaricomycetes, Polyporales, Phanerochaetaceae. The transcript is spliced from 2 exons. The annotation marks the transcript as partial. The record is from RefSeq and is a predicted model, not a curated record.
CGAUUGGUAGUUUAUGGGUGUGAUGAACAUUCUGGAGUACAAGAACUGGUUACCGCGCUGCUGGAGGAGCCGUUCGCGCCAGAUAUUCAUAAAGCUGUUAUUCGGAACCGCUGGGAGGCAGGGUCUGAGGGUCUGGAAAGGGUGAUAACGUAUGGGUAUGCUCCGGCAGACCACCCCGCAUCCUUCCGAACUCCUUCGAGUUGGUUGCAGCAAUUCCUCGCGCCGGUCGAGCUUCGCGAACUGCGCAGUGUUCCGCUCUCCCUUGUCACGAACCACGGCGCCGUAACUAAGGCUCUCCUCUCCUCCGACGUUCCUGUCAUUGUGUGCAACCCAGUGACGACUUCGAUUGCCAAGCUUUAUUCCGAACUACCGCUCCUUUUACAGCACGAAAACGCUAUACUCGUCGUAGUAUGCUCUCCAGAGCCAGCCUCUACCUUCGCAGAUGCUGUGCUGAAGCACCUCCCCAGGUCGCUGUCAGUCGUGUUCACGGACCCGUCCCGCGCACUCGGUGCCAUUCGGAUCCUGAAUACCGAGCCUAGGUCAUCCAUCGCGGUGCAACGGUACCAGGACAACUAUGCUGCCUCCGGAAUAUCGAAGUUUACUGCCGCCUUGAUGCAGAAGCUGUCCAUUAUCUCUUCGGGUGGGAUCGGUGCUCUCUACGCGUUAUCUGCGAAGGAGCAGGUCAAGGCAUCCCUGUCUGCUUGUCACGCAACUUUGAAGACUGCAGAAGAGGAAGUCAGCACUACAACGUGCUCUAGCAUCGACCUAAGAUGUAGCGUUGCGGAACUGAAGGAGCGAGUCGAGUCUGAAGUCCUCGGAGUUAAUUCCGCGAAUGAGGUGCAACGCGCCUUGAACCGUGCAAGGGUGGAAGUGAAAACCGUCUUGGAUCAUCUGACAUGGUGGAGAUGUAUUUGGCGAGUUGAUGAUAUUGGGGAGACUGUCAAGACAGCAAUUGACAAAGCGUGGUGUCGUGAACUCGAAGAUAGGGUGAGUGUUGACCAUGCUUUCAACGACUACCCUGUGCUAACUUGA